AUGCGACCUAUGUUGAAGAAAACAAAAGAAAUCAAGGCACUUCAUCAUUUAGUUUUGAAGUUAUCUCUUACGCUACUUCCCCUUUUUGGUUGUGGAUUGGUGGGGACUGGGCCUUCGCAUGGUGGAUGGUGGGGGCACUGCAAAAGAGAUUAUUUUGGACAUGUAAAUUUAAUGUACUUAAAGAACAUGGCGGAAAUGGGUAAUGGAAGUCAUCCUUUUGGAAAACUUAUCCAGGAGAAAUUAUUUGUGCGUGCUUUGCUGUUUGUUUUCUAUGUUUUGAGUGGGAUUUGUUUACUGAAAGCAACUUGA
Molecule: messenger RNA, 309 nt
Organism: Ilex paraguariensis (yerba mate)
Lineage: Eukaryota; Viridiplantae; Streptophyta; Magnoliopsida; Aquifoliales; Aquifoliaceae
Source: the annotation of a GenBank genome assembly